CCAUUAAUUGUGCCUAUAAGGUCAUGUCAAGCGAAGUUGGAGAUCAGCUCCGUCAAAAUUUGAGGAGAUUGAUUCAUAUAUUUCGUAGCAACAUCAAUUUACCUUCAAAUAUGUUAUUACCUUCCGAUAGUGCGAUUCAAAGUAUCUUAACUCCGGGUAAUGAUAACGCGGUUAGAUUGAGUCGCGUAAUUCAAGAAGCCGGAUAUAAUGUAAAACCAAUUCGUUCACCAACUGUUCCAAAUGGUAAAGAACGUGUUAGAAUUUGCAUACAUGCCGAUAAUACCGAAGAACAAAUUCACGGAAUUAUAAAUGUUAUUGAAAAUUAUUUCAAAAAUCAAAACGUUACCAAUGAAUUGAAUAAGGAUAAUGACACCUUUACAAAUAAUUAUCAAAUUGCAUCAAAACUUUAA
Funneliformis caledonium is the source of this 410-nucleotide messenger RNA. The record is from the annotation of a GenBank genome assembly. Lineage: Eukaryota; Fungi; Glomeromycota; Glomeromycetes; Glomerales; Glomeraceae.